CGGCUGGGCGCUGAGAGACAGCAUGUGACGGUCUGUCAUUAUUACAGAGCUGCGCAGAAGGGAUACUCAGACACUGAGACACUCAAACUUACGGAAACUACCAGAACUACCCGAACUACAGACGCCAGAAUGAAGGUUGUGGGACCCACCUGCGCCCUGAAGAGCAAGACCGGCGGAGAGGACAUGGUGCGGUGCCUGUCCGAGCAGAGCCUCUCCAUCUCCAAGUGCAAGCUGCCUCUGCUGGACGAGCACAUGAGCGCCUUCCUGCACGACAUGAACAGCUGCUACACCAAGCUGAAGGAGCUGGUGCCCACGCUGCCCGCCAACAAGAAGCACAGCAAGGUGGAGAUCCUGCAGCACGUCAUCGACUACAUCUGGGACCUCCAGGUGGAGCUAGAUGAGCCGGGCAAGAAGAACCAUCAUGGCCAGGUGUCAGCACCUCGUGCCCCGCUGUCCACACUUAACGCUGAGCUCGCCAGCAUCUCUGUGGAGAACAGUUCAGAUGACAGAAUCAUGUGUCGCUAGAACAGCAUCGUCCCACGACCACCAACCAUCACAGAGAAACAAGAGCCAAACAACAUCCAGAACAACCAUCUCCCAAAGCGGACCAAAAACUUCUUCUCCAGCACUUCUUCAGCUAAAGUGCUUUGCGCUUUGAGUUCCUCAGAGAGAGAAAAAAAAAAGAUAAGCUGAUAUAAGAAGAUAUUCACCACAAUUCUCCUGGUGUGGAAAGGAGUGAACUUUCCACUGAACUGAAGACUUUUAUAAUGUGUUGUGGUUGACCCACUCUGCGAGGACAUUCAUUCCAUCGAUUUUUCAUUCAUUUACUCAUUGAUCCAUUCAUUGAUUCAUUGUGGCCAAACCCAAACUGAACUCUGAAUCAGUUCCUCAUCUAGUUAUAUUAGGUGGGCGGUUUGCUGUGGAAUCCAUAGCAUUGCCCCACUGAUAUUGUCUGUCUGUUUGUGUAAAGGUCAGAAAUUCUCUCGUGGUUUAUAAUGGUUUACUGUUUAGAAAAGUUUUAUUUUGUUAUAAAGCUUGAUUUUCUCAGAUUGCUGAGCAAAACAAAUGUAUUGUAUAUUACAAUGACCUGAUAUGGGAUGUUUUAUUGUGUUUUUUACAAUGUUCUUAUUUGGUGGGUUUUUUAUUAAAACAAAAAAUACUGAACUUUA
This is a messenger RNA of Astyanax mexicanus (Mexican tetra), 1169 nucleotides long. It is a transcript of the gene id1, whose product is annotated as inhibitor of DNA binding 1, HLH protein. The record is from RefSeq and is a predicted model, not a curated record. Gene Ontology annotation, molecular function: protein dimerization activity; transcription regulator activity. Gene Ontology annotation, cellular component: cytoplasm; nucleus. Bases 130 to 525 code for a protein of 131 amino acids. The transcript has 2 exons. NCBI's taxonomy places the organism in Eukaryota, Metazoa, Chordata, Actinopteri, Characiformes, Acestrorhamphidae. Gene Ontology annotation, biological process: circadian regulation of gene expression; cell differentiation; negative regulation of transcription by RNA polymerase II.